AUGGCUUCAGACAGUACACACAUCGCGCAGUUGACUUCUGAACUGUACUUCCUAAUAGCCCGAUUUCUAGAAGCUGGACCGUGUCAAAAAGCAGCCGAGACCCUGAUAAGGGAGGUGGAGGAGAAGGAGCUUCUACCCAAAAGACUGGACUGGACAGGGCAGGAACACCCCGGGACGUACGAAAAUUUGGUGAAGCUUUAUCGACACAUCAGCCCAGACCACCUGCUGCAGGUCUGCACCAGAGUUUGUCCACUGCUGGAGCGGGAGGUCGCCGCCAGUGUGCCCGGGCUCACCAGUCUGCUGGGGGCCGGCAGGCAGAAUCUCCUACGCACCAACAAAAGUUGCAAGCAUGUUGUGUGGAAGGGCUCAGCGCUGGCUGCUCUUCACUGUGGACGACCUCCGGAGCCGCCAAUUAUCUAUGGGAGCCCACCGAAUAUUGUGGAGACGAGCCACAGCCGCCGACUCAAUGGCUCCUACCGCCUGCGGCAGUUGGUGCCUACAGCCGUGUACCUGCACAUGAAGAUGCACAAGAGGAUCCUGGGACACCUGUCGUCUGUGUACUGUGUCACCUUUGACAGGACGGGGCGACGCAUCUUCACGGGUUCGGACGACUGCCUGGUGAAGAUCUGGGGAACAGAUGAUGGACGUCUGCUGGCGACGCUGCGCGGCCAUGCUGCUGAGAUCUCCGACAUGGCAGUGAGCUACGAGAACACGAUGAUCGCCGCUGGGUCCUGUGACAAAACCAUCCGAGUGUGGUGCUUACAGACCUGUGCCCCUUUGGCUGUCCUGGAGGGACAUGCUGCAUCCAUCACCUCGCUUCAGUUUUCACCCCUUUGUAGCGGCUCCAAGCGCUACCUAUCCUCCACUGGAGCUGAUGGUACCAUCUGCUUCUGGCAGUGGGAUGCACGCACUCUCAAGUUUGGUCAGAGGCCAAGCAAAUUCACAGAGCGCUCCAGACCUGGUGUCCAGAUGAUCUGUUCUUCUUUCAGUGCAGGUGGGAUGUUCCUGGCGACAGGCAGCACAGAUCAUAUCAUCAGGGUUUACUACUUUGGUUCAGGCCAACCGGAGAAGAUCUCUGAACUGGAGUCACACACGGACAAAGUUGACAGCAUCCAAUUUUCACAUUGCAGUGACAGGUUUGUGAGUGGCAGUAGGGAUGGUACAGCACGAAUCUGGCAGCUGCAGCCUCAGGGCUGGAGGAGCAUUCUGCUGGACAUGCAGACCAAAUUACCCGGGAAGUACAAUCCACCACCGCUUGAGGACAAAGUGACUAAGUUAAAAGUUACCAUGGUAGCGUGGGAUCGCCAUGACAGCACGGUGAUCACAGCAGCCAAUAAUCUUACACUGAAGGUGUGGAACUCCACGACUGGAAACCUGGUCCACGUUCUGAUGGGUCAUGAGGAUGAAGUGUUUGUUUUGGAGCCUCAUCCCUUCGAUCCAAGAAUCCUUUUCUCAGCGGGGCAUGAUGGGAAUUGCAUAGUAUGGGACCUGGCAAGAGGAGUCAAGAUCCGGUCUUAUUUUAACAUGAUCGAAGGCCAAGGGCACGGAGCGUUAUUUGACUGCAAAUGUAGUCCAGAUGGGCAACACUUUGCAGCCACAGACUCUCACGGACACCUGCUCAUCUUUGGCUUCGGCUCAAGCAGCAAAUACGACAAGAUAGCGGACCAAAUGUUCUUUCACACUGACUACCGACCACUGAUCCGGGACGCCAACAAUUAUGUGUUGGACGAGCAGACUCAGCAGGCACCACACCUCAUGCCCCCUCCAUUCCUGGUGGACGUAGACGGGAACCCCCACCCCCCGAGAUACCAGCGCCUGGUACCUGGGAGGGAGGGCUGCAGAGAUGAGCAGCUGAUCCCACAGAUGGGGGUCACAUCUUCAGGCCUGAACCAGGUGGUGAGUGAACAGGCUUUAGACGGACCCAGUCCUCUGGAUACGAUGAUCCAGAGGCUUCAGCAGGAGCAGGAUCAAAGACUGGGAACGAGUGACCCUUCUGCUUCUGCUGCUACGACUGCUAUGAACACCAGAGCCAGUAGAGGAUCGGUUGGUUCGCCCACAGAGGUUCAUUCGCCGCCUAACGUUGGUCUCCGUCGAAGUGGCCAGAUCGAGGGGGUCCGCCAGAUGCACAGCAACGCCCCACGAAGCCAGAUGGCGACAGAGGGAGACCUAGUGGCCUGGAGCCGCAGGGUGCUGGUCCCCGAGCUGGAGGACGCCUCUGUUAGACGACAGGUGAACUGGCGGGAGGCUAAAGGCGAGGAGGAGAUCAAUAUUUACCAGUCAGAACGGAGGAGACGCACCAUCCACUCUCUCCCCAAGGAGAGCAGGGUUCAUGCUACAUCUGAGGGUGCUGCGGACGAGGGGAGGCGGAGUCAGGGUAACCAUGGUUAUCAGACUCGUGCUGCCAUGGAGGAGACGAGUCGCCAGAGCGCUGAAGCUGCAGACGAGGAUGAGAGCACCUCUGAGGGGGAGGUGGAGGUACGGCAAAUCAACGGUCACUCCUCAGAGGAGGAGAAGGGAGAAGAGGAGCAAAAAGAGCCAUGGCCGGAUGACCACAGCAGCUCAAGUGAUUACUCCAGCGAUUAUUCAGACUGGACAGCGGAUGCAGGGAUCAACCUUGAGCCGCCCAAGAAGAGCGUGAAAGUGAAAAAGAAAAGCAGUGGCUCUGAAGAGGAUGGAGAGAAGAAGAGGGAUAGCAAGAAAGAGAGGAAGAAAGACAAAGCCGACAAAGACGGCACAUUACCAAAGAAGAAGAAGCCAAAGGAGAAAAGGAAGAGGACAGAGUUUCAGGAGCAAGGGCUAACUCUGGAGGAGUGGCUUCCCUCCUCCUGGAUCACAGAUACGGUACCCCGGAGAUGUCCUUACAUACCCCAGAUGGGAGACGAGGUAUACUACUUCAGACAGGGCCACGAAGCCUACGUGGAGAUGGCCAAGCAGAAGAAGAUUUACAGCAUCAAUCCUAAAAAGCAGCCCUGGCACAAGAUGGAGCUACGGGAGCAGGAGUUGAUGAAGAUAGUUGGGAUUAAGUAUGAAGUUGGAUUACCCACUCUGUGCUGUCUGAAGCUUUCUUUCCUGGAUCCUGACACCGGAAAACUGACAGGAGGAUCCUUCUCUAUGAAAUACCACGACAUGCCUGAUGUGAUCGACUUCUUGGUGUUGCGGCAGCAGUUUGACAACGCCAGGAGGAGGCAGUGGAGUAUAGGUGACAGAUUCCGGUCAGUGAUUGAUGACGCCUGGUGGUUUGGGACCAUAGAGAGUCAGGAGCCAUACCAGUCUCAGUAUCCUGACAGCCUGUUUCAGUGCUACAAUGUCUGCUGGGACAACGGAGACACGGAGAAGAUGAGUCCUUGGGAUAUGGAGCCCAUCCCUGAUGAUGCGACGUUCCCUGAGGAGUUGGGAAUGAGCGUACCGCUGUCAGAAGGCGAACAGAAGGAGCUGCUGUACGUUCCCUUGGAUGGAGAAUGGGGCUGUCGUACCCGAGCAGAGGAGUGUGAACGCAUCAUUAAAGCCAUCGACCAACUCUGCACACUCGAUGUGGCGGCACCGUUUGCCUUUCCGGUGGACCUACAGGCUUAUCCAACCUACUGCACAGUAGUGGCCUAUGGCACUGACCUCAGCACUAUACGCCAAAGGCUGGUCAACCACUUCUACAGACGACUGUCCUCUCUGAUGUGGGAGGUUCGUUACAUCGAACACAACGCCCAAACAUUCAACGAGCCUGGAUCAUUCAUCGUCACCACCGCUAAGUUCGUCUCUGACCUCAUGCUGCAAUUCAUUAAGGACCAAAGUCUGACAGACCUCAUGCCACUUUACAAAACUAUGAAGAAGGCGACCUUCUCUGACUCUGAAGAUUCAGAUGAUGAAGAAGAAGAUGAAGAUAGAAACACCCCCGGCACAUCCAAAACAAACCAUAAGGGUCGGCGACCAAUGCAGCGCCAACUGCGAACCCGACCUCCUUCGUAUGACCCUCAUGCGUGGAGGGGCCGUUGUAAGGAGCUGCUGGACCUUAUCUUUCAGUGUGAAGACUCAGAGCCCUUCAGAGAACCCGUGGACCUGCAGGAGUACCCGGACUAUCUGCAGAUAGUGGACUCACCCAUGGACUUUGGCACAGUUCUAAACACACUGACAGAGGGGAAGUACCAGUCUCCUAUUGAACUCUGCAAAGACGUCCGUCUCAUUUUCAGCAAUUCUAAAGCUUACACGCCGAGUAAGAAGUCCAGGAUCUACAGUAUGAGUCUGAGGCUCUCUGCGCUGUUUGAGGAACAUGUCAACUCCAUCCUGGCGGACUACAAAGCCAUCCACGGCCUGACAGGCAAACUGACCAAACAGGGCACAGACAGACAAACGCGACAUACUACGGACAGACAGACGCGGCACGCCAUGAAGAGAAGGAGGAGGAGAAGCGAAUCACCUUCAAGCAGCACUGCAUCAAGCCCAGACAGGAAGAGGCGUGUAUCCUCCAGGGUGACUGGGAAAAAGGAGCCGUCGCCCGCUCCUUCACGGCCGUCAUCUCUGAGACAGAACGUCCCGCCGAAACAGCCCCCCCAGCUGGUGAACGGAAAGGCGGACGCGCCGGCAGCAGGACGUACACGCAGCGCCGCGCGGCACUCCGCGCACUCGCCGCCUUCGUCUAACUCCUCGCAUAACACGACAAGCAACACACAGAGCGCAGCAGAGUCUACACGUUCAUUGAGGGCUCAUAAUUCUGUGUCCACUUCGACGCCGCCAGCCAAUGAAAAGGUGACUCCGCCCCCUGCUGCAGAAAGCAGCGGUGGAGGAAGCACACGACGGAAACUCCGGACUCCAGUACGACACACGCCAGGAUCUCCCGCCAGCCCCUCGUCUCAAAACACAGUCCACCUGAACGGCCACAGUAGUCACAUGACCCUCGGUGUGGGGAGGAGGAGCCGGAAGUCAAGAAUAGAGCCGCCGCUGAGUCCUUCAGAGGUCACGAGUCCAGCGAGUCCCUCCAAACCACGAGGCCGUCCACCCGGCAAAAAGAAAAGCAAGAAGAGCAAACAGGAGCAAGAGCAGGAGCCGGACGACGUGAAGAGGAGCGGCACCCGCAGGAGCUCCACCCCCGACGACGACCUCGACCAGUCCACCGGUGACGAGGGCGGGGCAUCCUCGGCACAGGAAACAGCUGUACUGUCAGACUCUGGUAUGGCUUCGACGCCCAAACGCCGCGGACGGCCCAGAGCUGCAAGAACUGACGAAGCCACGCCUCCUCCUCCGGCCGAGUCUCCUGAGCCGUCACCACUGAGGAGGAGCAGCAGGCGCGUCAUGGAGGAGGUCACACCCCCUCCUCAGCCCCCUGCGCCACAGAGACCCAAUCGGAAAGAGGCUCCGACAGAGGAGGGCGGCGAGGAGGCGGGAGGGUCGAUGCGCACGCGUAACCAGGGUCGGAGGUCGGCCUGGUACAUGGAGGAGGACUCAGAGGAGGAGCAGAGGCAGCUGCUGUUUGAGGACUCGUCAAUCACGUUCGGAACCUCCUCAAAGGGCCGGGUUCGGAAACUGACAGAAAAGGCCAAAGCCAACCUCAUAGGCUGGUAACAGACGUCAGAACAGACACGGUUCAGGCAGCCCACGGAGAUGAAAUCCAGCCGAGAUUUCUAAGCGAACGCAUCAGAGGAAGCCGACGUGAAUAAAGUCCCACCGGAGUGUAUGUGGAGGUAAACGGGGAUCCACUGUCGCCACGGCGCAGGAAUCAGUCCGCUCCACGGUCCUCUCGAUGCAGUAGACGCAUCACUACGGUAACCGGCUGUCUGACCAACCAGCGCAUGUUGGUUGUUUCCAACUCCUCCUACGUUUAUUGGUCCAUGUUGGACCCUGCAGGAGUUGGUCCACUGAUUAUUUUGGCCGCGGUCUUCGGGACCCGCUUCUGUCCAGUGAAUCACUCUUCAGCUCGUUCUGUCAGACUGGGCAAAAACACAAUUUCAGUACUUGAAAAAGUCAUGAGGAGAGCUGGGUUUAUCUUAUCUGACUCCUGCUAUUUUCAAGGACUUUUCUCUGCUAGGUAGGUCAAAGAUACCCGCUGAGCUGAGAUUGUUCAGAUAGUUUUCCUGCAGAGUCGACGUUAAGGUCUGUGACGGACUACGGACCGCCGGCCUGACAACAUGUUUCGCUCCCUCUGCUCUUUUUUAUACAACCCCCCCCCUUCCCCCUCCUUACCCUCUCCACCCUCCACCCUGAUGCUUUUUCUAAGAUUUGUACAUUACGAUUGGCUGUCUGUUUUUGGAAGUCUUACACAUUGGCUGACCUAAGCGUGUCUGUCUGCGCUAAAAUACCAAAUGGUGUACCUCAGUAGGUAGGUACUGUAGAUCUGUAGGCUUUGUUUACUAUUGAUGUGAGUGGGUGUGUGAGCGGGAGUGUGUUUUGCAUGAUAAUUAGAAAGAGGAAGCAUCUUUUUUUUUCUUUUUUUUUUUUUUUAAGCUGUUUUUACUGUGAGGAGGAGAAAACAAUGCAUGGGUGAAAGGGGUCAUUAUUAUGUUUUAGGUAGAUUUUUGUUUCAGUGCGUCCUCAUCAUUAGCAAUACCUUGUGCCUUUAUGUCUUCGGUGUGUGUGUGUGUGUGUGUGUGUGUGUGUGUGUGUGAGUAAGCGUGCUUGGCCUCUGCCCUGCAAAAGUACAUGUGCCUGUACGUGUUAUGCAUCGUGUCUGUGUGUAACUGAUGGAAUGCGCGUGUUUUUAUAACACAAAAACGAGUGUGUCGUCGACUUUUCAGCGUACGAACAGUGGCAUACAGUUUGAUCAUUGUGAAACCUCUCAAAGAAAUGUAUUUAUAGCAGUUCAGAAAAGAAUUUACUGUCGUUGUACACAUACCAUUAUUCAUGUCAAUAUAUUAUCCUAUAACCAACCUAUUGUCAGUUUAUACCUAAGGUACAGUUAACGGAGCUUUGGGUGACUAGCUUUGACAUGCACUUACCACAGACUGGUUAUCAAUGCAGUUGUAGGGAGUUAACCCUGUGUAUUUUACAUUGUUAACAUAUAAAAUAAACCUUUUUAAAUGGCGAUAUGUUUCUAUGGUGACCACAUACAUGCACACAAAACAAAACCACACCAUUCUGUCUCGCAUGCUCUUGCACUUUCUCAUGCAAACAGGAUCGGAUCAAACUGGAUCGGACUGAAUUGGGUUCUUUCGUUCGUCUUUCUGAUUGUGUGCCUUUGCUACUCUGGCAUAUUGAGUCCUCAUCUUCUCCUUUUGGGGCCUUUUUAAAGAAGAAUUAAAAAAAAAUAAUAAAUGAAAAAAAAAAAAAAAAAAAA
This is a messenger RNA of Sphaeramia orbicularis (orbiculate cardinalfish), 7258 nucleotides long. It is a transcript of the gene phip, whose product is annotated as PHIP subunit of CUL4-Ring ligase complex. Gene Ontology annotation, biological process: regulation of transcription by RNA polymerase II; regulation of cell shape; cytoskeleton organization. Gene Ontology annotation, molecular function: protein binding. The coding region runs from base 1 to 5550 and encodes 1849 amino acids. The record is from RefSeq and is a predicted model, not a curated record. Lineage: Eukaryota; Metazoa; Chordata; Actinopteri; Kurtiformes; Apogonidae. The transcript is spliced from 40 exons. Gene Ontology annotation, cellular component: nucleus.